Messenger RNA from Adineta ricciae, 492 nucleotides. NCBI's taxonomy places the organism in Eukaryota, Metazoa, Rotifera, Eurotatoria, Adinetida, Adinetidae. The record is from the annotation of a GenBank genome assembly.
AUGACUACUGAAAACUUUCGCUUUUACAUAAAAGUGCGAACUGCACUUAACACUCCGGAAAGUGUUAUUCAUGAUGAAUUGAGGUCUGUUUAUGGCGAAGAAACUCCUGUUCUCAGCACGAUUGAAGGAUGGUCAAAACUAUUUCGUGAUGGUCGAGAGAAAACUGAAAAUAAAGCGCGAGCUGCUAGACCUUUCGCUGAAACAACAAUUGAAAACAUUGUACAAGUUCGGCUUCGUAUAGAUGAUGAUCCUUACAUGCCAAUCGAUGGCAUUCACGAACAAACUAAUUUGAGUUAUGGGACUGUCCAACGAACAAUCAGUGAUCAUCUAAAGGUCCGAAAGAUAACCGCUCGUUACGUAUGCAAGGAUCUUAACGAUCUUGAGCGAGCUGAACGCGUUCGAAUAUGCAAGAAAAAUUUUGCGAAAGUUCACCAAGGGGCAUGGCUUUUAUGUGAUAUCAUUACGGGCGAUGAGUCCUGGUUUCGUCACUAG